This is a messenger RNA of Patella vulgata (common limpet), 7108 nucleotides long. RefSeq lists its product as uncharacterized. Bases 113 to 3244 code for a protein of 1043 amino acids. The record is from RefSeq and is a predicted model, not a curated record. The transcript has 17 exons. Gene Ontology annotation, molecular function: zinc ion binding. Lineage: Eukaryota; Metazoa; Mollusca; Gastropoda; Patellidae.
UUUGAUUUUACAGAUUAUAUUGUUUUGAUGAACGUGCACCUUUGAUAUUUUUUUUUACACUAGCCAUCCCGUGUUUGGAACAAGAAGCUAGUGGUCUAAUUCUGAAAUUGCUAUGGAUGUUAAAGAAUCUUUGAGUAACUUUUUGAUCUCCAGUAAUAUUUCAAACAGAGAACAGGGUGUAGUUGAUCAUCUCAGUAUGAUAUUUUCACAGUUUAAUAAAAGAACUUUAACUGCUGUGGUAAAGUACCAGUGCUCCUUUACACCACAAGUUCAAAAUCUAACUCAGAUUUGUAUUGAUUUUAUAUUGGAUAAUGACGCUUUGUUAUAUGAAGUUGAUGCUCAAGCAGUUUGUAUAUCUAAUAGUGAUGAUUUAGAUGAUGAUUGUCAAAUAAUGAAUUGGCCUGUACCUGGGGAUGACCAAACUCCAUCUCCGAUAUGUUCAGCUUCAGCAUCCACCAAGUUUGCAUCAGUGAAACCACCUCCACCUCUUGAUAAGUCAUUGUUAGAAUCGACCAGAGUUAGCCUUACACCUACAGCAGACUGCAAUGCUGCCUUGUCAAGUGCAGAAAAAACAUAUUCAGUAUUAGAAAACUGUACUGUUGAUAAACAUGAUAAUAGCAGUAAUAAUACUAAAACAUCUAGUGGCAUUACUGAAAUAGACAAACAAUUUUCACCAAGUAAAACACAAAAUGUAGUCACUGUGUAUGAAAGUAGUUUGGACGAGUUGCCUAAACUCAACAUGAAAUUUAGAAAAGGAGUUAACAGAAAUAGCGAUAGCAGUCAAAAUGAUUCAUCAGUGACAUCAACUUUCAUAACAGAUGAUACCUCAAUAUCUGGUACAUGUAACACUUAUAAGGCAACCCAGCCUUGCACUUCUGCAAGUUUAACCCCUGUGAUGAGUUCACCUGACAAAAUAAAGGAAACUCAGUGUUCCCAUGUUAAACAGCUGACUCCUACUCAGUGUAAUCAAGGACCAAUACCUAGCAGUAAACAAUCAACAUCAUUUACUGAUUUUAUUAACAAGGUUGUAAAAGAUGCUAAGGCAAUACCUGACAAAAUGAUGAACGUGCAGCAUAGAAACUCUUCUCUUGGUGGAAUAUUGGGACACAAUGAAACUCUUACUUCUUCCACAAAAACUUCUGUUUCUUCCAUAGUGACUGAUACACAUGAGCAAAAUAACAUUUGCAUAAAAAACAGACUGAACGAUUACAUUACAAAUAACCGUAAACAGCCAGUUGAGGGAUCUUUAUAUUCUGUUCCAAAUUCUCAAAGCUUACCAGAUGUUAUAACUGUAGAGAGACUUAAUACUAACUGUAGUAAGAACAGUGCACUGAAACCGGUUAUUACUAGUAUCAAAAAUACUUUGUUAGCACCAAGUAUUAGCCAAAAUAAUCUGUUAAAAUUAAGCAUUAAUGGGGUAGUGCCAGCUUCUAGUGUGUUAAAACCAAGUACCUGUAGCAGUACCAUAACUAGUAAUGUUCUAAAGGCUAAUAUUACAAAUAUAAAUAGUAUGAUAAAAGACAAUACAGAUAAUGAUAUUGGUUAUGCUAUCAAACCUGCUACUGCUGGAAGUGGUGUCACUGUGCCGAACAUAAUUAAUGCCGAGUCGUUAAUAACUCCACCCAUCAUUACUGUAAGGUCUACUCAUACUCUUACCAGCACUGUCACAACACCAAAAUCUAACAGCAGUGUAAUUAGUAACACCUUAACUACCCCUUCUAAUUCAUCAACCAUUAGAUCUACUGCCUCACCCAUUACAGAAGUUACACAUUCAACAAUCAACAUGUCGGCAAACAAUAAACAGGUUAAAGAAGUGCUCCAGUUAUUCGCAGAUGUUGAUCCAGAUUAUGUAGAUCGGCUGUUACUAUCACAUGCAGGACCUGCAGCAGUCAAUAAUGUGUGUGCUGCUUUACUAGAUAAUCCUGAUUACCCGAAAAAACAAGUAAUUAUAAUCACAGACUCGCCAACAACACACACACCUUUUAAACCUGAAUCAUCUACUAUAGAUUACUAUAAAGACUACCCUAAGGAAAUAAAUUAUAAUUACAUGGAGGAAGUAAAUAAACAACUUCAGAAUGACUUUCCGUUUGUUUCUGUAAGAGAUAUAAAUAACAUCAUGAAGUUUUAUAACAACUAUUAUGCUCCAUCCUAUAGAUCUAUAUUUAAUGCUGUACAGGCAGCAUAUGCAGAUUCAUUAAAAAAUGGUAAAAGAAUAGAAGAAUUAAACAUCUGUAUGGUAGAUAAUGCUGGUGUCCAGAGAUCUAUUAAAAGCAGACUGUUGAAGUGUAAGAGAGCAGCAAAAUCUGUAAGAAUGACAAAACAAUUACAAAUGGAGAUGGAUUUUAUUGCCAACAUGAAUAAAAAGGAGAAGUUGAAUGCAGAUGCCCAGCUGGCAAUGAAGUUAAAUGAAGAUCAGUAUGAAGAAGCUGGUGAAAGCAUUGAAUGUUUAUGUUGUUAUGGAGAACAUCCAUUUGAAAACAUGGUUCAGUGCUUUGAUGGUCAUCUUUUUUGUAAAACUUGUCUUCAGAGUUAUGUGAAAGAGGCUGUCUUUGGCUCAGGAAAGCUGGAUUUGUCAUGUAUGACAGAUAGAUGUGACUCAUCUUUUCCUGAAAGCCAAUUAGAGUUGUGUUUGGCUCAGGAUGUUCUAGAAAAGUAUCAAGACCGAGUUAGAGAAGAAAAUCUCAAUUUGGCUGAUAUAGAAGAUUUAGUAAGGUGUCCUGGUUGUGAUUUUGCUGCUAUUUUAGAUCCUGGUGAUAAAGUUUUUAGAUGCCAAAAUAUUCAUUGUUUAAAGGAAACGUGUAGAUUCUGUAAAGAAGAAUGGAAAGAUCAUAUGGGUAUACCUUGUAGUGAACUAGAAAAGAAAGAUGAAAUGACUUUAAGAAAAGAAUAUGAAGAGAAAAUGACUGCAGCUAAAGUACGAACAUGUGUAAGAUGUAAAUCACAGUUUAUGAAAGAUGAAGGAUGUAAUAAGAUGACAUGUAGAUGUGGUGCUUCUAUGUGUUAUAUAUGCAGAAAACCUAAUAUAAGUUAUAGUCAUUUUUGUCAACAUCCACGAGAUCCAGGACACAACUGUAGCAAGUGUACCGCCUGCUCUUUAUGGUCAAAUCCAGAAGAAGAUGAUAAAAGAGCUGUGUUAGAAAUACAACAUGAAGCUCAGUUAAAACGAAAAGAAAAAGGUUUUCUAGAAGACAAAGUCGUUGGAGCUCCUGAUGAACCACCAUCUAAAAGAGCAAGAACAUCAUAGAAGUGUAUUCACAUAAAGAUAUAAUACACAAUUUUGUUGACAUGAUUCUUGGAGAAUCCAUAUGUGCUUUACUUUAAUACAGUGGUCUAUUAUGAUUUAACUGUUCGAAUUACUCCAUUACAAAUGCAAUAUUGUGCUAUAUUUUUUUAAUUGAAGAUAUUUGUCUUACCUUUACCAAAAAGGAAAUCGUAGAAGUGUAUACACAUACAUGUAUAAUAAACAAUUUUGUUGACAUGAUUCUUGGAGAAUCCAUAUGUGCCUUACUGUAAUACAGUGGUCUAUUAUGAUUUAACUGUUCGAAUUACUCCAUUACAAAUACAAUAUUUUUGUAUUUUUUUUUUAAUUGAAGAUAUUUGUCUUACCUUUACCAAAAAGGAUUAGGCUUUCUACAACAUAUUUCAAGAGAUAGCAGAACAUCAACAAAAUAUAAUAACUAUUAUAUUAACUGUUAAACAAUGUGAAUACAUAGCCAGUGCCAAAGAAGUGUUUUAUUAGUUAAUUAAUCCAAGGUGAAAGAUGUUGAUGUUUUAAGUUGUAAUAUUUUAAGGUUUUUUUAAUAUAUAAUUUAAUGGUUUGAUGCAAAUUGUAUGCUUUAGUGCUAGAAUACUAUUUCUGCUAUUAAAAAACAAGUAGACUUGGACAACCUGUUCAAGUACAUUAUUGUUAUGUGAUUAAUGUAUUGUUUAAUGGUCGAGAGCGAGACAUUAAGAGAUAUAUUGUAACAACAAGAGGGCCAAUGGCCCUCUUAAGCUCGAGACCAUUAAACGACUUAAAAUACAGACACUCCACACGUGCUUUUACCGUGAAAUAUGUCGCGCGAGUCCAAUAUUUCACUAGUAUAAAUAAUAUACGAUUUGCAAGUUGCCUGUACGAUUAUUUGAAAUAAUUGUACGGCAACAUCAAAAGGUGACAUCAUAUCUGUAUUUUAAGAAUUAUGUGAUGUGUACAUUAAUAUUGUUUUUCUGAAUUGGGUCUAAUCAGCAAAUAAAUCUUAAAUUUAAGUUAAUCAACAUUGAUAUUAUUUUUUAUUUAGAGAUGAUACUGUACUGUAGAUUAUUACUUUGUAACUGUCCAAAGAUAAAAAGAGAACAAUAAACCAAAAAUAUAUAUUUCAAACUAGUCAAGAAUAUAGAAUUAAUCAACAUUGGUAUUAUUUUUGAUUUAGAGACAGUACUCUACUGUAGAUUAUUGCUUUGUGACUGUCCAAAGAUAAAAAGAAUAAAAACCAUAUAUAUAUAUUUAUAUAUAUUUCAAAAUUAUUUUUGAUUUAAAAGUUAUGUACAUGUAAAUAAAUUUUUUUGACCAUUUUCUUAUCAGAAAGGAUUCAUUAGCAAACAUUUGACUUUCAAGAUAACCAAAACAUUUAAUCAUUUAGCAUUGUAUAUUUUUAUACGCCCAUAUUUUCAUGUGGACGUAUAUUGUCGUCGCCCCUGUCCGUCUGUCCACAAUUUGUUUGUGGACACUCUACAGGUCAGAAUUUUUAUUCGAUUUUGAUGAAAAUUGAAAUAUAGAUCUAUCUCACAAAGAUCUCGGUUCCUUUCGAUAUUGGCUUGUAUCGGCCCAUUACUUCAAGGAUUAUGGCCCCUGAUUGUACGAAAAAUCACGCUUUUAGCUUGUGAACACUCUAGAGGUCACAAUUUUUAUCCGAUUUAAAAAAAACGUUUGAAUAUAUCACCGUUACACCUUAAUGAUGGCUGACUUUGAAUUUUGUGAAAAUCGGACCAAAACUGCCGGACAAACUGCUCGCCCCUUGUACGCAAAUAGUGUAAAUAUAUGGUAUAUCAAGGUUUUGGAUCCUCUAGAAGUCACAAUGUUGAUCCGAUUUUGAUGAAACUUGAAAUAAUCUUUAUAACCCGACGAUCUUGGUUCCUGUCAAUAUUCGCGCAUAUCGGAUCGUAACUCCCUGAACUAUGGCCCUUGAUUGUACGAAACAUCGCUUUUUAUACGCCCACAUUGAAAUGUGGCCAUAUAUUGUCGUUGGUUCAUCGGUCCGGCGUCCACAAUCUUAAGUUAAUAUCCGAUUGACUUUAAAUUUAAACACAGUGUUUAAGGUCAUGAGUUGAAGAAGCCUAUUGUUUUUCAGUGAUUUCCGAUAAUUACUGCCAUUGUUAUGGCCCUUGAUCACUUUAAAAAAUCUUGUGGAUGCUCUAGGGGCCAAAGUUAAAAUCUGAUUGACUUUAAAUUUAUACACAGCAUUUAAGGUCAUGGGGGGGGGGGGGGGGAGAAUCCUAUUGAUUUUUAGCAAUUUCUGAUAAUUAUUGCCAGAGUUAUGUCCCUUGAUCACUUUGAAAAAUCUUGCGGAUGCUCCAGAGGCUAAAGUUAAUAUCUGAAUGACUUUAAAGUUAUACACAGUGUUUGAGGUCAUAAGACGAAGAAUCCUAUUGAUUUUCAGCGAUUUCUGAUAAUUACUACCAGAGUUAUGGCCCUUGAUCACUUCAAAAAAUCUUGUGGACGUUCUAGAGGCCAAAGUUAAUAUCCGAUUGACGUUAAAUACACAGGGUUUAAGGUCAUGAGAUGAGGAAGCCUGUUGAUUUUCAGCGAUUUCCGAUAAUUACUGCCAGAGUUAUAGCCCUUGAUCACUUCAAAAUAUCUUGUGGACUUUCUAGAUGCCAAAGUUAACAUCUGAUUGACUUUAAAUUAUUACUCAGUGUUGAAGGUCAUGAGACGAAGAAGCUUAUUGAUUUUCAGCAAUUUCCGAUAAUUACUGCCAAAGUGUUUAAGGUCAUGAGACGAAGAAGACUAUUGAUUUUCAAUGAUUUCCGAUAAUUACUGCCAGAGUUAUGGCCCUUGAUCACUUCAAAAUAUCUUGUGGAUGCUCUAGAGGCUAAAGAUGAUAUCCGAUUGACUUUAAAUUUAUAUACAGUGUUUAAGGUCAUGAGUCGAAGAAGCCUAUUGAUUUUCAGCGAUUUCGGAUAAUUAAUGCCAGAAAUAUGGCCCUUGAUCACUUCAAAAAAUCUUGUGGACGCUCUAGAGGCUAAAGCUAAUAUCCGAUAAACUUUAAAUUUUUACCCAGUGUUUGAGGUCAUGGGACGAAAAAUCCUAUUGAUUUUCAACGAUUUCCAAUAAUUACGGCCAAAGUUAUGGCCCUUGAUCACUUUGAAAAAUCUUGUGACACUUUAGAGGCUAAAGUUAUCAACCGAUUGACUUCAGAUUGAUACACAGAGUUUAAGGUCUUGAGACGAACAGGUAUAUUUAAUUUCAACGAAUUUUGAUAACUGAACAGCUGCAUCCAUGUAUUAAAUGUUUCAUAUACUAAAGGUUAGCAUGAGGCAGAACUUUAUAAAAACCAAACAAAUUACUAAUGAUUUUCUGAUAAUUAUUUAAUGAGUUGUUACUCUUAAUCAGAUUUUAGUGUAUUAUAAAUGUUUCAUUACCGAAAAAAGUAAAAAUAUGCGACAACUCUUGUUGACUGCCCGGACGAUUUAACUGGGUGUAUGUUUUGUUGCCUGGCAACCUAUCUUUGUUUAGCUUGUCCAUCCAUCUCUUGCAAAUUGUGGGCGUGUCUUGCCUGGCAGCCGCUGGUUGAAAAUACAUUGCAGUUUUGAUUCUCAAUGUUAAUUUUGGGUAAUGCUAUGUCCAUCCUGCAUUUAUUUGUGAUCUAGUUCAUUAUUUCUGAACAAAUGGUCAUGAGUGUCUUUGAAUAGAAGUUUAAAUAAAUAAAUGGUUGUGGGUGAUUUUGAGCUGGUUCAAAUAACUAAAACCAGUCAAUAAAAAUGUCAUAGAAAUUAUCUCCUCUGACACACUAAAUGUAGGGAAAAUAAUCUGUGAAAAUAUGUAAUCUGUUUCAAUUUAUUAAACUAGUUAUUUACACAUUUGUAAGAGUUCUUAAUUCAGAUAAUGAAUGUGAAUAAACAGAGGAAUAUC